AAACUUUAUAUCGAAGAAGAAGAAUUAUUUGUAGUAGUCAACUCUUCUAUAGUUGGCGAUAGUUAUUUAACGUCGUUGCCUUGUGAAUAUCUACAAUUGUAGUCGGCGUAUUCUAGGUGGCAUAGCUACAUUUACAUAGCUUAUAAUGUACUGAACUGUUCAGCAAAAAAAGAAUUACCCCGAGAGAAAGACGGCGUGGUGGUUUUCUAUUGCCUACCCUCCACCAGGUAUGAUCUGCAGGGCCAGUGAGAGGCUGUGGCGGCCCCCCCAGUAGCUCUCACCACGGCGGGGGACAUCAAGACCUCCGUCUGCAGGGUGGUCAUCUACCUUCAGAGGGACAUGUCCGGGGACAGCUGCCAGCUCCCCCUGCACCGGCUAUGCCUCCAGACCCAGGCCAUCUCCACUGGCUCCCAGGCCAUCUCCACUGGCUCCCAGGCCAUUAGACCUCCCUAUGAAGCCUCCCACAUGGUGUGUCCCAAGUCCAAGACGUGCAGCUACAGAGCGGCGGUGGGCCUGGGUAACAAGUAUGUGCGUCUAAACGUAGGGGGGACCCUGUUCUACACCACGCUGCAGGUGCUCACUAGGCAGGACUCGAUGCUGAAGGCCAUGUUCAGUGGCAGGAAGGAGGUCUUCAUUGACAGAGAAGGCUGGAUCCUGAUAGAUCGUUGUGGGAAGCACUUUGGCUCCAUCCUGACAUACCUGCGGGAGGAAGCGGUUACCUUGCCCCCUGGCAGGCAGGCGGUUCUGGAGCUGCUGGCAGAGGCCAAGUAUUACCUGAUCCAGGGUCUGGUGGAGCUGUGCCAGGGAGGCCUGCAGGAGCAGAAGGAGCUGUCUCUGUGUGUAAUCCCUGUGGUCACCUCUGCCAAGGAGGAGAUGAGACUGAUCCAGGCCUGCACCAAGCCUGUAGUGAAGCUGUUGUACAACCGAAGCAACAACAAGUACUCCUAUACAAGUAACUCAGACGACAACCUGUUGAAGAACAUUGAGAUGUUUGACAAGCUGUCUCUGAGCUACAACGGCCGUGUUCUCUUCAUCAAGGACGUGAUCGGUGACGAGAUCUGCUGCUGGUCGUUCUACGGACAGGGACGCAAACUGGCAGAGGUCUGCUGCACAUCCAUAGUUUACGCCACAGAGAAAAAACAGACCAAGGUGGAGUUCCCGGAGGCCAGGAUCUACGAAGAGACCCUGAACGCUCUGCUCUACGAGACACUUCCUGUCCCUGACGACACCUUAUUGGAGGCUACACGCCGUCGCCACGCCCAUAGCCACGCUCACUGUGGUUCUCACAGCGAGGAGGAAGAAGGUCCCACCCACUCGGGGGCGGACCUUAGGGAGCGCGUGCGCCGCAUCCACGUCAAGAGGUACAGCACCUACGAGGACCGGCCGCUGGGACACUAAGGAUGCGUCUCAAAUGGCGCACUAUGAAGCGCACUACAAUUCGAAUCCUCAACUUCCCGUCUCCUGGUCAGUCACAUCUCAAAGAGAGCCUCCAAAAAAAAAAUUGGUCCGAGGAUUCAUCAAACUUAUCAGCACCAAUUGCUUCUUCUGCAGUCCUUGGUGAGAGUGAGUGAUGGCUCGCAAAUGGUGCCUUAUUCCCCAUCCUAUGCCCAUAUGGCACUGGUCAAAAGUAGUGCCUUUUUAUGUAGGGAAAAGGGUGCAAGAGAGAGGAAACUGGCUCCCCGCUGUCUCUUCACUCAUUCACUACACCCACCGCUGAGGCACUGUUGUUGUUGGCCACGAAUAUGGCCUUGGGCACAAAAUGGCUGCCAUGCUGCAUCACCCUGGUGCCUGACAGACUUUUUGUCGAUGGACAACUCAUGAUUUUUAAAACGUUGAGAUGCUUACGCUAUUUCUCCUUUUUUUAAUUUAUAUAGAACUCUCUUCUUCUUCAACACAAUCAAAUCUGUGUUCAAUCAAUCGAAAUGACGACCUUCAUCUUAUAAGUCGGUCUAGAAGGGAACCGAAAAUAUAUAUUUUCUCACAUGAGUUUUUAUUCAGAUAAUAUAGACUGCAUUCUAUUUCCUGUAUUGUGCACUACUUUUGACCAGGGUCCAAAUGUAGUGCACUACAGAGUGUCGAAGUAUGGGUAAAUACAGGCGACUAUAUUGAUAAGUCACCUUGUCCGAGAGAGAGUUAAAUCAUCAAAACGUCACGCCAGGGUAAGUAUACAUGAAACGCAGCCCUUAUUUUAAGUGUUUCUAAAAUCUCCUAUGAGGGGUUAAAAUAAAUGGUGGAAAUACGAUUGGAACCAUUUCCCUGUUUUGACCGCUAGGUUUUAUGGGUAUUGUGGGGAUCUAUAUAGGGAAUAGGGUGCCAUUUGAGACAGUCCUAUACUGUCAUCACUUCAGCAGCCAAUCACAUAUCAGAUAGGUCUCCAAGACCACGAAUAGGAAUCCACCAGACUGUUAGACACAGGUUCAUUUAUUAUACAGCUAUAGACUUUUUUUUGUUUUUUUGGCAUUGUGUGACAAGUUAUAGAUUCAAAAUCAGCUAUCAUAGCCCUAUUGCCUUCUAUGACUAGACAGGGAAGACAGUGAAUGGUUUUUUUUUUUUUUUUUUAGAGUGUAUAUUUAUAGUUUUGAGAGUUUCUCAUAUCACAUUUUGACAUAUAAUCAUGCCGAAGACUUUCGAUGAAAUGAACAUGAGGGGAGACAUUCAGUGACAGUCUAUGAAUCGUUCAUCUCGUCACCAGAUACUGCCGGCCCAAUGCUUUGUGCUGUAGCCCCUGGGGACGAGGUUAAUGAAUGGCAGAUCGUGCUUAUUAACAAUUUUAAUCAAGUAUUCACUCGAAGACAUUUCCUCUUAAAACUUAAGAGCCUCUUGUAUUUUUAAUGCAGUUCAAUCUUUAUUCCUUUUAUUUUUCACUUGGUUUUCCAUAAUAAAAAAAAACGUUUCAAAUAAUAAUAAUAAUAAUACAACAA
This is a messenger RNA of Salmo salar (Atlantic salmon), 2921 nucleotides long. RefSeq names its product tumor necrosis factor, alpha-induced protein 1 (endothelial) (gene tnfaip1). Gene Ontology annotation, molecular function: protein binding; ubiquitin-protein transferase activity. NCBI's taxonomy places the organism in Eukaryota, Metazoa, Chordata, Actinopteri, Salmoniformes, Salmonidae. Gene Ontology annotation, biological process: proteasome-mediated ubiquitin-dependent protein catabolic process; protein homooligomerization; protein ubiquitination. The record is from RefSeq and is a predicted model, not a curated record. Gene Ontology annotation, cellular component: Cul3-RING ubiquitin ligase complex.